Messenger RNA from Aptenodytes forsteri (emperor penguin), 1643 nucleotides. RefSeq names its product angiotensinogen (gene AGT). The record is from RefSeq and is a predicted model, not a curated record. Bases 1 to 1524 code for a protein of 507 amino acids. The transcript is spliced from 5 exons. Gene Ontology annotation, biological process: regulation of systemic arterial blood pressure by renin-angiotensin. Lineage: Eukaryota; Metazoa; Chordata; Aves; Sphenisciformes; Spheniscidae. Gene Ontology annotation, molecular function: serine-type endopeptidase inhibitor activity.
AUGCCAAUUUUUCAACUCGAGUUUUCGUGCUUUUCUGAAAGGCUCUGGGCUGACUUCUUUCGGGAAAUAAGCCCCGCUGGCUUUCCACAGAUGGGGCUUAGUCAGACACUGUGGAAGCAAUUUUUCAACAUGAACCUGGCAGCAGAUCUUCUCUGUUUGUUGGUGUGCCUCACCGCAGUGACUUGUGACCGGGUCUACGUCCACCCUUUCAAUUUGUUUUCUUUCAACAAGAGUAACUGUGAGGAGCUGGAAAGCCUGGUCCAGGAGGGAAAGAAAACUUUUGUCCCCAUCUCGAUCGAGUCUCAAACCACACCUGCCUAUGAAGGUGACCUGAACGACAAGGACAAGCUGGAAGCCCCGAGCCUGAGUGGCUGGGGGAGGCAGAAACUGAGCUACCUGAAGGACUUUGUGUACAUCCUGGGUGCACGGUUUUACAGCAAGCUGCGGGAAGUGCGUCGGGGCCAAAACGUGCUCCUGUCCCCAACCAGUCUUUAUGGCUCCUUGGUGUCUUUCUACAUGGGCGCCUCAAACCAGACAGCAGCUGAUUUGCAGGGUUUGCUGGGAAUUGUUCCCCCCUCCGGAGACCCUGACUGUACCUCCAGGGUGGAUGGACACAAAGUCCUUUCCAGCCUGAGGAUGAUCGAAAGCCUCAUCAAGAGCAGGGACGAGGAGCUGCUCUUUUCCAAGAUGCUCUUCCUAUUCUCUGCCCCCGGUGUACCUCUAUCCCAACUGUUUGUGCAGGACUUGCUCCCCUCCGUCGAUGCUCUCUACGCCCGAGCUGUUGACUUUACAAACCCAAGCGAGGCAGCAAAGCAAAUAAACGCCUUUGUGGAGGCCAAAAGCGAGGGCCAAAGCAAGUGCUUACUGACAGACAUCGAUCCAUCCACCGACUUGCUGUUUGCGGUGGAUGUCCGCUUGGCAGUGAACGUUAAGCAAGCCUUGCGGCUCAAAGAGCCUCAGGAGUUCUGGGUGGAUUCAAACACGAAGGCCUCGGUCCCUAUGCUGUCAGUCACAGGGACAUUCAAGUACAAAACUGAUGCCAGCGGGAUUUUUUCUGUGGUGGAAGUCCCCAUCAGCAAGACCGUGCUGCUGGUGGUGCUGCAGCCCAUCAACGGCAGCGACCUGGAGCACAUGGAGUCCAAGCUGCCGUUGCAGUCCUCGGCCUGGCUUCAGCAGCUGUCCCCAAGAGAAAUUAAAUUAACGCUGCCGGAGUUAAGAAUAGAAGGCAGCUCCGAUCUACAGGAGCUUCUUACAGAUAUGGAACUGCCUGCACUGCUGGGGAAGGGGGCAGAUCUCAGUAAAAUAAGUGAUGCCAAUUUAACAGUUGGAAAGGUAAUAAAUAAAGCCUUUUUCAAACUGGCCAGUGGUGGAACAGAUCAGCCAGAAGACCCCACAGCACAGAAGGAAGAUCCGGUGUUCCUGGAAGUAACACUGAACAAGCCGUUCCUUUUAGCUGUUUUUGAAGAGAAGUCAAGGGCAAUGCUUUUCCUUGGCAGAGUAACAAACCCACUGCACGGGGUUUAAAUGCAAGCAUGAGGGAUGGGGAGGGAAGGGAAUGAUGCACAUUUCCCAUCACCUUUUUCUUAUUCAUCAGCUAUUUUUAUGAUCUUGUUGAGUGCUCUACUUGGCUUUGAGAUGAAGCA